AUCUCCUUGGAUUUCGUUGACUAAAACGACUGGCCAACACUUUUAGCUCCUCACAGCAGCAUAUUCGGCGAAAUGAAUUUAAGGAAGCUUCUCUUGAUUCCUGGCUUGCUGGCCUCUUUUGUUAUUACAUUACUGGCAGGGCCAUUGCCACAACCAUGUGGUAAAAAAAUGUACCCUAAAAAGGUGCUGCGACGUAUACUGAAGGAGAAACGCUUUAUGAUCAUGGAAAACGCCAUGGCUGAGGCAGACGAAUCAGGCCUUAAGAUACCGCUACUAAGAAAAACACGCUCUGCCUCGCCCAUAAUGCAGGGGGCAUCCCCCUGUCAAUGGCAAUGGCGGUCUACAGACCGACCAAGUGAAAUUCCAAGGUUUUUAAGAGAGGCACAUUGUCCAAACUGCGACCAUUACUGUACCGCCAUAAAGUACACAGUUAAAGUUUUGGUCCAAGAUAAGUGCGACCCAAAAAGCGGCUUACCAAUCUGGCGAUGGAAGGAACGUGAAAUAACAGUUGGGUACUUUUACAAGGGAAGCAGAUAAAACGUAAAUUUGUCUACUUAUGUGAUCAACUGCUCAAGUCUCCUGACGGUGGAAAUGCACUCGUGAGCAUUCAGGCGAAGAGAAUCAAGGGAAGUAGUCCAAAAUCACUAUUUUGAUGAGGACAGAGAUUUUUCAAGUGA
Messenger RNA from Pocillopora verrucosa, 677 nucleotides. The record is from RefSeq and is a predicted model, not a curated record. Lineage: Eukaryota; Metazoa; Cnidaria; Anthozoa; Scleractinia; Pocilloporidae.